UCGUUCAUUGCAAAACUAUUUACAUUAUAGAUCACCAAAAAAUGGCGAAAUAAAUGAAAAAUUAAUCACCUUCUCCCAUUAAAAAUAAGCAAAAUGAAAUUUCACAUCUGGUUUCCUCCAUAUUUCACUAUGUUGUCUAAAAACACGCCUGCAGACUGAUUCAGUUGGGCUUUCUGAGUGCUGCACACUAGAAAUAAUUUGUAUAAUUUGUAAUUAUGUGGGAACUGUUGCGUUUCUUCUUAAAGGGAAACUCAAUGUGGAUUUAUAUGUAGCAUAUUUUAAUACUGAUGCUCAAUUGCACAUCAAUGUUGCUGACCCCUUUCUGCCUCACAUUGCCCACUGGUCACUGGUGUUCAGCAAUACAAUCACUUCAGGACAUAUAAUAUGUAGCAUACCUAGGGCUAUGCUAAUCAUAUUUUAAUACCUUGCUCCUUUGUAAUGUUUUGGAAGCUGGACAUGACUUAUGACAUCACAUGUUUAUGAGUUCAGUCUUGACCACAGGCACUCUACCCUACCUAUUUCUCCAGCCAGCAUUGCCGCCGCCCGCCCCCCCCAAAAAAAGAAAUGUCAAGAAUUACUUUCAACAUUGAAUUGAAUUACAAACCUAAAACCUACUUCUGAGGUGUAUGACUGAGGCUAAAUUGUCAGGCUCCAGAUUUGGUUUAGGACUCAGAAAAACCUCUGCAGGAUAUUUUUUGAGAACCACUGUAUGAUUUCAUUAACAGUGACCUUGACUUCUGUUCUCCUAUCAAACCUGCCAAGCUUUUAUUUUGUAUGUAGACACAAAAAACAAGCCAAUGGAAAAUUCUAACAAUUGUGUUCUUAACUGAACUGACUCACUUGUUCUCGGUUUCACAUCACUUGCCACCUGAAGCUGACCAGUACCAGUAACAAUGUUACGCUACAAGCUCAUUCUUUUAGUUCUGAAACGUACUGAAGGGAGAACUUCAGUUUGUGUUCCAUGGUUGCUCAGUUGCUUGGAACAUCUUGGGGCAUUUGCUGUAAUCAGGUGUGACUUUCACUUCUCCUUUACGUACAUUUAUUUAUUUUUAAAUUAAGUGGGAAACCCACUGUUCUGUCUGUUGCAAAAGGUCUGCAGACGGGAAUGACAAUGUCUUUCACUGUGUUGCAUACCACCUGCCAUGUUCUGCGUGAAGGAUUUAAAUGGCUUACUGUGAUUACUUAUGAUGUGUGUUGUUUAUAUCCUGUGGCAGUGCCAAUGGAGCCUUGCUCAAGGGCCCUCAGACAUGUUACUAUUCUGCCAAAGCCACACUGGAACCCACAAUCUUUUGAUCACAGGCACUAAUGGAGAGCAGGCUGUUUGUGUUAACUUAAAAUAAAUCUGUCGGAGAAAAAAUACACUCCUUAUACAUUUAACAGCACAACAGAGUUGUGCGAUUGUUACAAGAGCGCAAAGCUGGUAGUAGUUAAUAAGCUUAGUGUCAUACCCACUCACCAGCAUAGGCUUCCACACUGUUGAUGAUGGUAAAGGCAACUUCACGUAGAGUUAAAGUUUUGUUGAGUAAAACUACAAUGCCCAUCUUUCGACGCCGGAAAUUGUUUUAUUUUCCGUCUCCUAUAUUGUACGUCAACGGAAGUGCGACUUCACGAAUAUUGCGGCAUUGCUGGUUGGUUAGUAUAGAUUUAUCGUUUAGUGAUUUGAAAUUCUUUGCCUGUUAUAUUUAUUUGUGUAUAAGUGAUAUAAGUUAAAUAUAAAGAACAGCAUAAGCUAAAAAAAAAAACAGCUGGCGCCACCACCACCGAUCACCAUGCCUGCUCUGCUGGAGAGACCCAAACUGUCUAACGCCAUGGCGAGAGCCCUCCAUAAGCACAUCAUGAGAGAGAGGGAGCGCCGGAGGCAGGAAAUGCCGCCUUUACCUGUGCCGCCUUACUGGUGCUCAUCUUCACAGGUCAUGAACCGCCCACUCCACUCUCAUUCUCUCACAGAGGAAGAAGAGGUGGACAAGAUGAUGGAGCAAAAGAUGAAAGAGGAGGAAGAAAGAAAGAGGAAAAAGGAGAUGGAGGAGCGGAUGUCCCUGGAGGAGACUAAAGAACAGAUCAUGAAGAUGGGUGGCAAGCUGCAGGGUUUACAAGAGGAGAAGCACCAGCUCUUCCUUCAGCUGAAGAAAGUGCUUCAUGAGGAAGAGAAGCGACGUAGGAAAGAGCAGAGCGACAUGCCCACUCUGACCUCUGCCAGCUACCAGACCAGCAUGCCCAUUCACUCGGGGCAGCAUCUGCUGAGCAUGCAAGGCAGUCCGGUCAGUCACGGCCGCACGGGGGCGCUGCUGGGGGAUCGUAGUAAGCAGCUGUUCCAGACGCCCGUGAUCCCGGUGCGUCAUUUCCAGGGCCAGCCGGCCUUCAGCACAGGAAGCUCUGAGCACGGCCAGUACUCAGCCAGCCAAUCGGCUCACGGGCCCUACGGCGUCAGCCAACAGCAGCACGCCUCCCCUUACGCGGCCACCCAGUCUGUGCCAGUCAGCUUUGCUAGCAGCUCGCAGCUCAGAGCUGCCCCGGCUUUCCCGACCAUGCAGUACCUGCCCCACCAGCAGCAGGGCUACCCUGUUCACAGCCACUUCACCUCUCAGACAGGGUUCAUCCCCAGCGCCAGCAUCCCCCUGCAGAAGCAGUUGGAACAUGCCAACCAGCAGUCUGGCUUCACUGAUUCGGGCACCCUGAGGCCCCUCCCCACCCAGGCCCUCCACACCGGCCCUGCUGGCCUCUUGGCUCCCGCCUCCCUCGCUGUGCAGAUCCCUCCCUCCAAGUCAGGGCUUCCGUAUGGUCACCCCCCCCAGCCCGCCUCUCCUGGGGGCUUCAGCCACGGCACCUCCCCUCAGCAAGCUCACGCGACCACGUUCCAGAGCUCCCCACAGCCCGCAUCCCGCCAUGCCUAUCUGUCACACCCACAGACAGCACCGAGGUUCUACCACCACAGCAAGUAGCCACCAGUCCAGAUGGGGCGGCCUUCCUGUCAAACGGGAUGAUGUCGCCAACAUCCUAUGGAUAGACGGCUGGAAAGAUUGGUCAGACUGUCUGCGAAUGUGUGGGAGAAGCAUCAGGAUUUGUGACUCCUCUCUGUCUUUCUACUGCAUGAUCUGCCUUUGCUAUUCUCCAUAGGUGACUCACAACCACUGUCAUAUGCUUAAAAUAUGACCUGACAUAUUACCUAGGUUUACUGCACUUGCUCAUUCCGCGGUUCGAUGGCAAUUUUCCUUAUCAAAACCAUCAAUAAAUACAUUUCAUUUGGUCA
Paramormyrops kingsleyae is the source of this 3247-nucleotide messenger RNA. The record is from RefSeq and is a predicted model, not a curated record. Lineage: Eukaryota; Metazoa; Chordata; Actinopteri; Osteoglossiformes; Mormyridae.